Molecule: messenger RNA, 1113 nt
Organism: Onychomys torridus (southern grasshopper mouse)
Lineage: Eukaryota; Metazoa; Chordata; Mammalia; Rodentia; Cricetidae
Gene: Commd4
Product: COMM domain containing 4
Exons: 8
Coding region: 12-896 (294 amino acids)
Source: RefSeq, a predicted model, not a curated record
GAUUAGUGGAGAUGCCAAGCUGGGUAUCGGGGCGAGAAGCGGGGUUGGUGGUCCUAGGCGCACAGGGAGAGAAUCUUCCCUGGCGCCUGCUGGGUGCGGCAGGACGGCUGAGUUCGCAGGCGCUGCCACGCAUCACAGCACGGGCGCGAGACCGACCGCGUUCAUCCCUGGCCAGGCCCCACCUCCCGGGAGCCGGAUUCUCACACACUGCCCGGGCCCCAAGAGGCCCUCCCGCGGGAGCCCACUUCCCCUGCAGUCGGGCGACCAAGACGAGAACAUGCUUAGGACCGGUCCACACGAGGUUCCGGUUCUGUGGCGAUCUGGACUGUCCUGACUGGGUCCUGGCAGAGAUCAGCACGCUGGCCAAGAUUUCCUCUGUGAAGCUGCGGCUGCUGUGUAGCCAGGUGCUAAAGGAGCUUCUGGGGCAAGGGAUUGAUUAUGAGAAGAUCCUGAAGCUUACUGCUGACGCCAAGUUUGAGUCUGGAGAUGUGAAGGCCACAGUCGCCGUGCUGAGUUUCAUCCUCUCGAGUGCAGCCAAGCAUAGUGUGGACAGUGAUUCCUUGUCCAGUGAGCUACAGCAGCUGGGGCUGCCCAGAGAGCAUGCCACCAGCCUGUGCCGCUGUUAUGAAGAGAAGCAGAGCCCCCUACAGGAACACCUUCGGGCCUGCAGCCUGCGUGUGAACAGGCUGGCCAAAGUGGCCUGGCGGGUGGACUACACCCUGAGCUCCAGCCUGCUCCGUUCUGUGGAGGAGCCCAUGGUGCACCUGCAGCUAGAGGUUGUACCUGCCCCUGGUGCCCUGGCCCAACCUGUUUCCAUGUCCCUGUCAGCUGACAAGUUCCAGGUUCUCCUGGCAGAACUGAAGCAGGCCCAGAACCUGAUGACGGCUUUGGGCUGAGAAGGGUGUUCCCAGCCUCUGUAGAGCUGCCCUGCCUGCACUGAGUUGGUCCCUUCACACUUCUCUUCCAAGGGUGGCCCUCUUCUCUUGGUCUCUGGCUGCCUGAUUUUCUGUGUAGGGCUCCUGGGGAUCUUCCCCAGAAUUCCCUUCUCUCCUUUGAAAGAAAGUGCUUGUCAGCCACUUUUACAGGAAGAAAGAAUAAACUCGUGUACAGCAA